AAUUGAUUCGAUCCCUAUAAUCUAUUCAUUUAUGCUGUUGUUAGUAGAAAACAAUAGCGUUUAAUACGCUGCUGUUGGUCCUCCUGAUUGCUACAUUAAAAGGUUUAGUAAAUGAACUUUACAGUCUGUUGUGUUUCUUUUCUUUUUUUUUUUUUAGUUGCAAAUUGGGAAAAAUGCAGACAAUUCUAACAGUAGAGUGAGAUCUAUACAAAAAACAAUAAUGGCAUUAUCUAGUCUCAAACUCGAUUAGGUUGGCCUUUUUCUUUUUUACGCCACCUUUUUAAAAAAAAAAAAAAAAAGACUGGCUCUUGGUUAAACUAACUGGGCUAGGAAGACCACACACACACGUUGAUAAGAGGUAAUCCUCGGUAAACCUCAUCAAUGCGAGUUCUUAGUUUCAUGGAAGGGCUUCUUUGGAUCGUGAUUCUUCCCGCUGCGAGGGUGAUAAACUUUUGCUCGCAUUAUAUCAUUAUGCAGAAAAAACUAGAAAGAAAGAGAGAAACAAUUAUGUUAGAGGUCUUUGUUGCAUUCUAGUGGAAAAUCCACAAUUAAGGCCAAUAAUCCCACAAUUGGAGCCUCAAAUUCCCACGCAAGAGGUUAUGAACUCCCAAACUAGAUUAGACCCUUAUAUUUGCUAAGACCUGCUUUGUGAAGUUUGACCACGGGUCACCGUGUGUAAACUCCGCGGACCUCGAGCUGGAGGGGUGCUGCUUGUGAAUGUGGGAUCCAUGCCUUUACACGACACAUAUGCAUCUGCCACCCAGUGCCAUCUAUCAAUGUCCUGAGAUUGUCAUUUGAACUGAUUAUUUUCUGACAGAAUUUCAGUGAUUACAGUCAUUUCUUUGAACCACACUCCGCAUUUAUACUUUUGUAGCAAAAGAAAGUCAUAUAGCGUAGGUACAGAACAUUUCCGUCUAGUUCCAGCCAUUGAACUUAACUCAAAAUCAUGUUUAAACUAGUUUAUAAACAUUUUAUAAGUUCAGUCUCGCAGAACUAAAUCGAAUUUUAAAAAUAGAUAAAAUACUUUUGAUCAUAUCACUGGCAGGAGUUUAGAAAAACGAAUCGUUAUAGUCGCAAAGGCUACAAAAAAUGACGGCCGUUGCGGCAAACAAAAGUGGAAUGUUACGAUAAUAACGAACAUGAGUUAAAUAAAAAAUGUUUUAUAGUGGGAUAGGCUUCUUGUAAAGUCUUCCAGUUGCACUGUACUUAAUGGUCUAGGACAGCAUUUUAUAUGGUUUGUAGCAGCCUAUAUGUUAUGUGUAUUUUACACAUGUGGCUUGUUUAAGAAAGUAAUAUCCAAACUGAUAAAUGCUAGCUGUCAAAUGCUUCAUCGAGUUGGCGUUCCUAUGAAAAUGACUAAAACAUCAGGUGAUCAGAUAGCAUAAUCUUUGGUAGACUAUUUAUUUACGUGUUUAAGUUAAAUUUCAUGGCGAAAUUUACUUGCAAUUUCCGAAUUAAUUACCUAUUGGCCCACUACAAUUAUAUUAAAUGCGCUGUAAGUGUGAAUACAGUUCUUGAAUUCAAAAUGAGGCCCACUAUAAUUUAAUGCGCUGUAAAUGCGAAUACAAUUCUUGAAUUCAAAAUGCAAAUCAUUAGAAAGCAAAAACCUUAGUAGGUUAAUAUUUUGUCAAUAAAUGCUUACUUGACUAAUAUAAACCCCAGAAUAAUUCCUUUCGAUAUCUGUGCAAAGUGCUUACAAGUUAUGCAUGGAGUGAAAGGAACAGCUCUGAGGUAAUUCUUAUAUUGGAAUUGAUAGGUCUUGCACACGGAAUACAUGAUUGUGAAGCCUGCAGUUUGACGAUAUAACAUAAUUCAGCUGACAUUUCUAUUGCAAUGCUCUUCGAAAAGCUGUUCAUGGGCGUCAGUUACAUUUCAUAACAUCUUUUCAAAAGCAAUCCACAUAAUUAUUGCGUAUCCGGCACAUUUUUGAAGGAUGGAUCAAAUAAAUUGUCGAAUUAAGCUCAAUGCGCUUUUGUGUCUAGGCUACGUCACCGGCAACUUUUUAACAUUUUCUUUAUACUACACAGGAGAAAGAUCAAUAUGCUUUGGAGACUAAAACGAUGUGCUGCUAUUGAUCAAAGGGUUUCUGACAGCAUGUAGGCUACAAAUUAACGAUAGGCAUAUAUGGGAACAAAUUAUUCUUUUAAACCCUUAAAUAUUAUUUUCGACAGAGUGCAAAAUCAAUAAUACAGCCAUGAAAAUUAAAAGUUGAGAUCAGAAAAAUUAUUCAUUUAUCGAUCAUUUAUUAUUAUUAGAUUAUUAUCAUUAUUUAUUGAGCUUGUUGUAACGUGUGCAAUUUAUUUACAUUUUUUUUAUGUUAUAGGCCCGCAAAGUGUUGCAAAUGUUAUGUAACGCUGGGUUGUUUUUGAUCAAGUGAAUCUAAUUGUGGGAUUUGAAUGUUUUCGUCAAAGCUUGUCAUGAGCUUGUCAUUCUUUGUCCACGGGAGACCGGGAGAACUAAGAAAUCACUAACUGCAGGUGGUAACAUGGACGAUUAAGGAAGACGUUCGAUGUCGUUGAAUGUAAUCGAAAGGUGCUGUAAACAUGCGCUAACGAUAAAUGUCAUUUUCCUGAGAGAAAAAAAAGGAAUUAGCAAUGUAGACAAGCGAGACUAUGCUUUCAUUAAUGCGGCCGACUGUGAAGCCAAACGUCCAAGAAUUGUCGGAAAGUGCAUUUUGUAAAAGUACCAGUUGGUGUCGCACUAUCCUUACACUUCAGUGCGAGGAUCGAAGAGCACUCUGAACCCCCUUCGAAAAGCAUACAGAUCCUCAUCCAGCACAUUUCAUUUUUUUUUCUUUAGAAUACAAAGCUGAAAUCAUAAUGUAGAAUAUCUAAAUUGAUUUUAAAAGCCUCUAUAUGCCUUAUUUAGCAAAUUCACAAAAGACUGACGUGUAAAAAAAAAAAUAAGUCACAAUUUCUUUUGCCGUUUUUCCUCCAAACGUGUGCUUUAUUUACAUCAGCAAACGAUUAAUUCAUAAUAAAAAUCGAAAUGUUGUGUCUUAUUUAUUUAUGGCCGAGGAAAUGGAAGUUCAAGAAAAUGUGCGGGGUAGCUAUAUCAGCUGUUUGGAGUCCAAAAGUGUACCAAAAGUGCAAUAACAAACAGCCUUCAGAGAAUUCACUGCACGGAAGAGCAAGCGAGCAAAAUCUAAGAGUGACCUAAUAAUAACCUUUAAUUAAAUAUUGAAUAGCUAAUUGUUGAUGUCUGUCCGUCCUACGCUUGAAGAUUCGGGAUUCUUUCUGGAAUCAAAAAAUCACUUCAAUAUUUGAGCUAGGAUUAUAACAGGAUUAGGCUAUAAAAACAAAAAAGUAUAGGCUUUUUGAACACGCCGAGAUAGUAGCCUACACAGCAGUGCAUUUACUAAUAAAUCAGACGCAAGCAAAAUAGACCGACAUAAUAAUAAAUAUUAUUAAUAAUAUUAAUAUUGAUAAUAAUAAUAAUUAUUAUUAUUAUUAAAAUUUAAUUCAAAUUAAACUACUCUAUAAACUCACUUUGCGUUAACACAAGUAAAAGCUAAAGGGAAAGGGUAAUAGAUCUAAGAAUAAUUCCUUCGUUUUAUGCAAUGCAGCAUGAGUAGCCUACUGAAUACCACUUAUAUUGUCAUGCUGCGUUCGUACGUUAAACCAAUAGCUGAUGAAUUGUACAUUUAUUUUAACAAAUGUGGGGUUUGAGAGCUAUAGGUAAAAUUAUUCAAGUUAACAAUAACCGUGGGAAAAUGUAGACUAUAUAUUUAGUAAACAUUUAGGCUAAUAUUUUAUUCCCACAUUGUUGCACAUUGGGCUCACUGCCGUACCAUAAAACACACUUGUAAAAAUGACAUAAAACGCGAGUUUUAAAUUCAGUAGACUAGCUUUAUUUAUUUAUUUAAUUUUUUUUUCUUUAAUUAAUUUUUUUAGAUUCUAUAUAACGGUAGAAAUUGAAGUGUAGAAAUUUUGUUAAAAUGUCUGCAGUUUCCGUAUUUUACAUAUUCUACUAAUAUGGCCUAAAUUUGCCUUCAUUUGCACCCAAUAAUAUGUUAAGCCAUUGUAGCGCAGUAUGAGAUUUAUCUAAAGUAAAAAGAAUAAAACGUUAUUAAAAUAUCACCGAACUACCUCACACCCUGCAAAACCCAAGAGAUAUCGCGUUGUCAACUGUGCAUACCUGAACUUUUGAGAUGCAGAAUGCACAUUAGUAACCCAUAAUGGGAUUGAACUCAGCUAAUUUAAUGAGUAGUUAGAGGGUAAUAGACUCUUGUAGUCAGACGACAAACAAACAGGGCUGAAAAUAUUGUCUGUGUCUAAUAAGCCUCAUCCUUGUCUCCUAGCCAAUAGAGAAAGAGAGUCUCUCAUCCCUAAACUAAUCACAAACCCAUCGGAGAAAAUGAAAACGCGGAGAGACAAUACAGAGGUGGGCGUAAGACAGGCCCACCGAACUGCCAGAAAAGUAGAACCUUCAAAAGUUUGAUAUACAGAGAUUGUCAUUUGAACUGAUUGUUUUCUGACAUCAUUUCAUUAAAUACAGUCAUUUGUUGGAACGAUACUCCGCAUUUAUACUGUUGUAGUCAAGUACAAAUCAGCAUGUGUAGUUAUACAUCUAAACGUGCACUGAUUAAGCACUGAGGCGCUGUAGUAACAGCGUGUGUAAAAGCGUCGUUAUGCCCUGUGUGCAACACAAAUACAUGCUGAAGUACCUUGAGUCUCUCAAUGGGAUCAGCUGCGUAUGUAAAUUGCUCCACAGCUCUGUUUCUGGGCGAAUCCGUUCCGUUUUGCUUGAAUCCGCCUCUCCGUGCUCGUUCGUAUUGACGCACUUAAAGACUCUUCCCUCAACCUUAAGGCGAGCGGCAGCGACCAAUCACCAAGCCAUUACAGGCUUCAGAGGAAACUGUUUAUGUGACUCCAGAGCUAAUUAGGCUCAUGAACUAACAAAUCGCUAGCACAACUGGUGAGGAACCGAUCACAUUCAUGGAUUGUCUGGAGAAGUCGGCCACCUCUCUCACGAUGUGUUGAGCUGUGUGCUUUUGAAAGAUUUUUUUUUACCAUUUCUUUAGCUGCCACUAACUUGUCUCUUGCUGACAAAACUUUGGUCUUGGGUGUGGAGUAUUUUUUAGUGCUAACGCGUGUGCCGUUUUCACUUAAACUGGGGAAUCUUGACUGGUGAACCAUGUUUCAACCCACACCGAAGAGGUGUUUUACCAUAGAGUCUUUGGUAGCGAAGGAUAAUCCUUUGCCAGCGUCGAGAUCCGAGGAGCCCAUACGACCAGCGGCGCUCAGCUAUGCAAACUCAAGCCAGAUGAAUCCAUUUUUAAACGGCUUUCAUUCCAGCGGCAGGGGCGUCUACUCAAACCCGGACUUGGUGUUCGCUGAGGCUGUUUCACAUCCUCCCAACUCCGCCGUCCCAGUCCAUUCAGUACCUCCUCCUCAUGCUUUGGCUGCUCACCCACUGUCGUCCUCGCACAGUCCGCACCCUCUUUUCGCAAGCCAGCAAAGGGACCCUUCAACUUUUUACCCGUGGUUGAUACAUAGAUAUAGAUACUUGGGACACAGAUUUCAAGGUAAAAGUUUGGUUUCAGAAUCGAAGGACGAAGUUCAAGCGUCAGAAACUGGAGGAGGAAGGGUCGGAUUCACAACAGAAAAAGAAAGGAACUCAUCACAUAAACCGAUGGAGACUGGCCACAAAACAAGGAAGCCCUGAGGAAAUUGACGUCACCUCAGACGAUUAAAAAGACUUAAACUGUUCGAACCCGGGACAGCGGCGUGGCUUGAAGGAUGUCACGGAUAAGGAUGCUGUGUACUGACAGAGGGAGAGGGUAAAGCCAAUAUCACAUUUUGAUUCUUCGAGAUCGGCAGCUUGAGGGUGAGAGAUCCUGUUGGUGGCACUGCUGUCACUACAAGGGAACUGUCAAUAAUUUUCACGUUGCCAAGGCAAGGUGAUUGACAGGUAUUACAUGCAGCCCCCCGCCCCCAUCACCACACUACCCGCACCACCUCAUCACCACUAUUACAAAACAUAGCUCAAAUGCGCAUAGGACAUUUGCACUUCUGAGGGGUUUUUUCCUCUCGUUUUAUUUUUUCAAGACGUGAACCUUCCGCAUCAAGAUACCAAAAUAUACAGCUGUUUUUGUAAAACUUGAAUUGCAUGGUAGAGCAAUGGAUUUUUGGUAGGUUAAUUAAUUUGACCUUUUUCAAAGUAAAUUUGUUUUGAUUCGAUUUUUAAUCUGAGAAAUGUUGUGUGCUUCUUCCUUUUUUUUUUUUUUUUUUUUUUUUUUUUUACAACAGUGUGCAGUCUUUGAAUUUAUGAUUCUCGUGUUAAAGUGAUUGUGAAAACAAUAUGAAGUAGCAGUGCUGCGUUAUAGUGUUUUUAAGAAGUAAAACCAAUUUAAAACCAUAUUAUAAAAAAAAACUUUAUUCAAGUUUACCACAUACAAUAGUAAUUAUAAUGAAAAUUCUCCAUGACAUUCCUUAAAAUUUAAGCUUUACCAUGACUCCGUAAUCUUGGUGCGAAUAUAUGAUCGGGACUCGCCCCUCCUCUAAAGAGUUGCCUCGAAGGAUUAAUGCAAGAAUUGACGGCCGCCUAGGCAGCAAAACUUCAAGCACUGAGCGUAUUCCAUGUAUAGAGAUACUAAAAGCUAAUGUUUAUGUUAAAUCGUCUUUUACAAGAAUGUAAAUAAUUUUGUGUUUGUGUUAAGUUUGCUACAAUUUUAACACAAAGUAUACUUCCAAGAAGUAUGUAAUUGUCAAUAUUUUGUCAAUAAAGUUUUAUCAAUAUGUUGCUCAGAAUAAAAUUAAAGCCUUUUUGUUUUACAAAAAGAGGCCAAAAUGA
Molecule: messenger RNA, 6795 nt
Organism: Ctenopharyngodon idella (grass carp)
Lineage: Eukaryota; Metazoa; Chordata; Actinopteri; Cypriniformes; Xenocyprididae
Gene: emx2
Product: empty spiracles homeobox 2
Exons: 2
Coding region: 5137-5667 (176 amino acids)
Biological process (GO): central nervous system development; neuron differentiation; regulation of DNA-templated transcription
Molecular function (GO): DNA-binding transcription factor activity, RNA polymerase II-specific; DNA binding
Source: RefSeq, a predicted model, not a curated record